Molecule: messenger RNA, 2451 nt
Organism: Lichtheimia ornata
Lineage: Eukaryota; Fungi; Mucoromycota; Mucoromycetes; Mucorales; Lichtheimiaceae
Exons: 9
Coding region: 1-2451 (816 amino acids)
Biological process (GO): peptidyl-threonine phosphorylation; mRNA cis splicing, via spliceosome; peptidyl-serine phosphorylation
Molecular function (GO): protein serine/threonine kinase activity; ATP binding
Source: RefSeq, a predicted model, not a curated record
AUGUCUCUCGAUCAUAGUAACCAUACUUCUGAUGUGGAAGAAGGCGAGAUCAACGACGAGCCUGUUAUGCCUGUCAAGCAAGUGCAAUCGCCUAUGCAAGUUGCUACAUCCGGCUCUUUGAACGGCAAGCAUGCCACUGAUAAUGGCUCAAAAUCAGCAACAGAUGGGGACAAGGAUACGAGUCGAUCCCCUGUAUCCCGUAAGCGUAGCAGAACUCCACCAUCGCCGCCAAGAGCAGCAAAAAGGCGAGGAGAUGAUGAUCCAUUUGAGGAAUACGAACGCCUUGCAGCAAAACGCAGCACCAGCAGAAGCAGAUACGAUGCCCGAUCACCUAGUCGAGAAGAUCGUUCUAGAUACCACCACCACCACCAUCAUCGUCAUCAUCGACGAUCACCUGAACGUUCUCGAUCAAGAUCUCAAAGACGAAGCAUGUCGCCUUAUGAAAGUUCUCGUCAAAGCUAUCGCGAUGGUUCUCCUUAUCAUCGACACUCCUCUUCUUCACGCGAUAGACGCUCUCGCCAUCGUGAUGAUUAUCAUUCUUCAAGAAGGGAUUAUGAUUAUCGUUCGACUUCUCGACGACGUAGCUCAUCUCGACGUCGACAGCGACCCGAUUACAAUGAUCGCGAGCAUAGUGUGGAUAGACCACCUUCCAAGAUGGCACGCAUGGAAGUACCAGAGCCAAGGCAAGAGAAGCCUCAAGAGACCGCAGCAUACCCAUCAACAACAUCAACAUCAACAACAACAGCGGCUAAGAAAGAGGAACAACCUGAGAUGGAAGAAGAUGUCGAGUUUGAAAUCAAGGAUGAGCAUGAAAAGGAAUUGGAAGAACAACGCCUUAUCGAAGAGCGACGUAGGAGACGACAAAUGAUUCUCGAGAAACACAAGGCAAAUACUGCCAAGAAGCCUGAUACAACCACCAAUGUUGACACAGCUGCUGGAACAACAGGAAAGAAUGAUCAAAUAACGGUAGGAUUGGCUGCCGAAGCUGCUGGCGAAAAGAAGAAAGAUGAUGGGUCAAUGAUGAACCUGGAUAUUGGAAAAGGAGAUGGGAACAAUGCACAAAGCAGUGACUCACCCAAUGCUGUGUCUGCAGCAGACUAUGAUCCAUCACAAGAUCGCAUUGCAGACGAUGAUCGCUUACGGUCGCAUCGACAGGACACUGAUCUUCUCAAGAAAAAGGAUCACCAAGAGUCUGUUACUGAUGGUGUGACAAGCCAAAACGACAUGGCAGCCACCGAUUACAAGGAAAAGCUUGAACAAGUGCCUCCUCAGGAAGAGCAACAGCAACAACCCCAAAAGCCAAAGGAGAUCGACAUGUUUGCAGAGGAUCUUGAUAUCUUUGCACAGGCUGAGAUUGCUGAGAAUGCCUUGGUUGUCAACACCGCUAUUCCAUCCAUGAACCACAACCCUAGUCUCUUGGAUAAUUGGGAUGAUUCGGAAGGAUAUUACAAUGUGCGUAUUGGCGAGCAAUUGGAUAAUCGGUAUCAGACAUUGGCAAAUUUGGGUCGGGGCGUGUUCAGUGCUGUCGUGAAAGCUAGAGAUAUGCAAACGAAUGAGGAAGUGGCCAUCAAGAUCAUCCGUAACAAUGAGACAAUGUACAAAGCUGGUAUGAAGGAACUUGGCUUUUUGAAAAAGUUGAUGGAAGCGGAUCCUGACAACAAAAAGCAUUGCAUUCGUCUUUUACGACACUUUGAGUAUCGCAAUCACCUUUGUCUCGUCUUUGAGAGUUUAAGCAUGAACCUACGGGACGUGUUGAAAAAGUAUGGCAAAGAUGUGGGUCUCAGCAUCAAAGCGGUUAGGGUAUACGCACAACAAUUGUUCUUGAGCUUAUCUCUUUUGAAACGAUGCAAUAUUUUACAUGCGGAUAUCAAGCCUGACAAUGUACUCGUUUCUGAAUCCAAGAACAUUCUCAAAUUGUGUGAUCUAGGAUCAGCUUCUGAUGCGAGCGACAAUGAGAUCACUCCUUACCUCGUGUCACGUUUCUAUCGAGCCCCUGAGAUCAUCAUGGGAUUGCCGUAUGAUUAUGCAAUUGAUGUUUGGUCCGCAGCAUGUACACUCUACGAGCUAUUUACUGGCAAGAUCCUGUUCCCUGGAAGAAGCAACAAUCAAAUGCUCAAGCAUAUCAUGGAAGUGAUGGGCAAGUUUCCAAAUCGUAUGAUCCGCAAAGGUCAAUUUUCACAACAACAUUUUGAUGAAGACAACAGUUUCAUUUCGGUGGAAAUCGACCGGUUAUCAAACAAGGAAUUUAUCAAAAAGAUGACCAUUGUGAAACCAGUACGCGACAUCAAGAAUCGGAUCAUGGCUGCUUCUUCCGGUGGUGUUACCGAAGAUGAAGGACGCUUGUUAUUAGCAUUCAUUGACUUUUUAGACAAGUGCUUGACCUUAAGCCCUGAACGCCGCAUGACACCCAAAGAAGCCCUUGCUCACCCUUUUAUCACUGGCAAAGUGUAG